Messenger RNA from Torulaspora globosa, 942 nucleotides. It is a transcript of the gene STS1, whose product is annotated as Sts1p. Lineage: Eukaryota; Fungi; Ascomycota; Saccharomycetes; Saccharomycetales; Saccharomycetaceae. Gene Ontology annotation, cellular component: nucleus. Bases 1 to 942 code for a protein of 313 amino acids. The transcript has a single exon. Gene Ontology annotation, biological process: nuclear protein quality control by the ubiquitin-proteasome system; proteasome localization. The record is from RefSeq and is a predicted model, not a curated record.
AUGACGUUUGGGAGCAAUCAAAUGAGUGGUUAUUCUGCCGGUUUCUCGUGGGGUUUCAAGUCAGAAGUGCCUGUGAAGAGUCAGCAACACGGCGAGCAGAUUGCGUUAGAGGGCUCACAGAGCAGUGCCACUGUUAGGGAAAGAGCGAAGAGACGGUUCACGGCUGAGGAGGAAAAUGAGUCUGAAAUUGGGCAGCAUGUUGGUGUGGUACGGAAACAUAUGGUGAUGAAGAGGAAAUAUAACCUGCCUGCGUCGAUUCAGGGACAGCCGUUGCCGAUAAACCGCGGUUUGGAGCUGCUGAGCAAAGAACAAUUGCAGGACGUGCUGCUGGAGGUUAUGAAGAUGCAUCCGCAGGUGCAGCAGACGGUGAGUGGUAAGAUCAUGAGCUGCAACUUCAGCAUAGAGAAGUGUACAGAGCUGCUCAAGGGCAAGCUGGAGGCUCUUUACGGAAGCAUACCUUAUAGCAGGUCCUAUGAGAUGGAUAGACUUAAUGACUACGCAUUUGUCCGGAUGAAGCCGUACAUUUUGGAGUUUUUGAACUGUCUGAUCGAUUGCAUACUGGAUCAGAUCCCCCCUCGAGUGGAAAAUGUACACAACUCGCUGAAGUUUCUCGACACAUGCACGGACAUGGUCACUCAUUUACCGCGUUUCCAGCUGGCUAGCAAUAACUACUACUAUGACAAGUGCUUGGAGCAACUGUCGUACGUAUGGUGUACGGUCAUCGAGCACAUUGCCAGGAACACGAUAAUAUCGCUCAACGACGAGGCUCUUCUGUGCAGCUGGGUGCAAAAACUGCAAGUGUACAACGAUCUGGCUAACGGGAUGCUGGUUCGCCCACUGCAGCUUUUUAAGUCGCUGCGCAGCGUGGAAGAUGGUGUCUCGAGCUCGACGGCAAACUCCGAAGCACUGUCGAACGACGCUACAGUAGCUUAUAAACCCUAA